AUUCAUUUUCAAAAUCAGCCAGAUCCUUCUAAAUUCUGUUUUGAAUAAAACACAAACGACUUAUCCAAUGAUUUCGAUUGCCCAGUGGCUUAGCUCUUUUUCAGCAGGAGUUUUGGCUUCUGCGCAGUCAAUUACUUUUUUAAAGACUGCCAAUGAAGAGGAGUUGCCUUCUAAGAUCUCUAGCCAGCUGGAAACUGCGGCAAUUGAUGGAUUGGCCAAGGAAGAACCGAAGAUCCUGGGAUCUGAACAUAUCAGCAGUGUCCUGCAGCACAUUUUCAGCAGUGAGCAGAACUCAAGUCACGUUUAUAUAGAUGCCAAGCACAAUCGCAGUGCCAAAAAGGAGGGGUACGCUUUGGGCUCCGAGUCCCUGAAUCAAAUGCUGGAGGACAUCAUGACCGCCACCGGAAAUGUAAACCAGAAAACCUUGUCCAUGGAGCCUGCGGUAGAAGUUUAGGGUUUUCCACGAACCUCUUUUAAUUUAAAUCUUAGUAUUUUUGUUUCUUUCAUUAAUAAAUUAAUAAAAUCAAUGAUUAAAGUCAAAA
Molecule: messenger RNA, 542 nt
Organism: Drosophila biarmipes
Lineage: Eukaryota; Metazoa; Arthropoda; Insecta; Diptera; Drosophilidae
Exons: 1
Coding region: 68-454 (128 amino acids)
Source: RefSeq, a predicted model, not a curated record